This is a messenger RNA of Raphanus sativus (radish), 1745 nucleotides long. RefSeq names its product PTI1-like tyrosine-protein kinase 3. The transcript has 7 exons. The coding region runs from base 238 to 1467 and encodes 409 amino acids. The record is from RefSeq and is a predicted model, not a curated record. Gene Ontology annotation, molecular function: protein tyrosine kinase activity; ATP binding. Lineage: Eukaryota; Viridiplantae; Streptophyta; Magnoliopsida; Brassicales; Brassicaceae. Gene Ontology annotation, biological process: protein phosphorylation.
CAUGUGUAUGUGCCUCUCUGUCGCUUCCUUUUGACGUUUUCUUAGCUGUUUUUUUUUUUAUCUUUCCCUCUUUCUCUAUUCCUUUUUUGUUCUUUUGUGUUUUUCUCUUCUUCUUCCUCUUCUUUCUUUGUUCAUUUAGUUAUUUUGGGGUCCCUAUAUUUCUCCAUCUCUUGCCUCUCAUUUUGAUUCAUCCUCUCUGGUUUUUACUGCUCGUCUUUCUAUUUGCAUGUUUGCGUCAUGGAUCGUGAUUUUCGUCGUCGUGGCCAAAAGGUGAAUGAUCGUUCACCGACCAGCCGCUUUGUUCGGUUGGAUAAACCGACAUCUGUAGACGAUAUUGAUAUAAGCAAGAAAGGAAAGAUGCGUAGGUGGUUGUGUUGUUCUUGUCAUGUACAAGAAUCUUACCACCCUUCACCUGAACAUAACCGAUCCAAAACCCCUCCUACACGCAACUACGACUACGGACGUAACAAUAAGAAACCACCAGUUCCUAUGAAGCCUCCUACUGUCUCCAAGGAGCCUACUACUAUCGAAGUCCCUGCAAUGUCAUUGUCUGAGCUCAAAGAAAAGACUGAGAACUUUGGAUCAAAGGCUUUGAUUGGAGAAGGAUCCUAUGGUAGAGUGUACUACGCAAACUUUGAUGAUGGCAAGGCCGUGGCUGUUAAAAAGCUCGAUAACUCAUCCGAACCCGAGACAAACGUGGAGUUCCUGACACAGGUCUCAAAGAUUUCAAGGCUAAAGAACGACAACUUUGCUCAGCUUCUUGGCUAUUGUGUUGAAGGAAACGUUCGUGUCCUUGCUUAUGAGUUUGCCACAAUGGGAUCCUUGCACGACGUUUUACACGGAAGAAAGGGAGUACAAGGAGCACAACCUGGUCCAACGCUUGAGUGGAUGCAACGAGUCAGAGUUGCCGUUGAUGCAGCUAAAGGGUUAGAGUACUUACACGAGAAAGUUCAGCCUCCUGUUAUACACAGAGAUAUUCGUUCUAGCAACGUGCUUCUUUUCGAAGACUUCAAAGCCAAGAUUGCUGAUUUCAAUCUGUCGAACCAAGCUCCUGAUAUGGCUGCUCGUCUUCAUUCCACUAGAGUCUUGGGGACAUUUGGUUAUCACGCGCCAGAAUAUGCAAUGACAGGACAGUUGACACAGAAGAGUGACGUUUACAGUUUUGGAGUUGUGCUUUUGGAGCUUCUAACCGGGAGAAAACCGGUUGAUCACACGAUGCCUCGUGGUCAGCAAAGUCUCGUCACUUGGGCAACACCAAGGCUGAGUGAAGACAAAGUGAAGCAAUGUGUUGAUCCAAAACUCAGAGAAGAGUAUCCUCCUAAAGCAGUUGCAAAGCUUGCGGCGGUUGCAGCUUUGUGUGUGCAAUACGAAUCAGAGUUUAGGCCAAACAUGAGCAUUGUAGUAAAAGCUCUUCAACCACUCUUGAGGUCUUCAGGAACAGCUGCUGCUCGAAACGCUCAAACUUGAUUUUUUCUUGGUUGUCGCGAGUUGAUUCAUUCAUGUCCCCAAGGUUUACAGAUGGCUUAUUGAGGAGGAGAUGGUGAGUAGAGUUGAUGGAGAUGGACUUAAGACUUCUGAUUCCUGACUUCAUAACAGAAUCAUAAUUAUACAUAGCUUUUUUAUGUUCUUUUAAAAGAUGGUUCAGUAACCUCUGUUGUUUGAUUAACAAACAUUCUGUUAAAGUUGAUUAUGACACAUAUUUGUCUACGUUGUUUUAUAUUGUCACAUUAUUCUUCUGAAAGACA